Vigna umbellata (rice bean) is the source of this 1136-nucleotide messenger RNA. RefSeq names its product indole-3-acetic acid inducible 33 (gene IAA33). NCBI's taxonomy places the organism in Eukaryota, Viridiplantae, Streptophyta, Magnoliopsida, Fabales, Fabaceae. Gene Ontology annotation, cellular component: nucleus. Gene Ontology annotation, biological process: regulation of DNA-templated transcription. The record is from RefSeq and is a predicted model, not a curated record.
UCUUGAAAAGGGAAAACGAAGCCACGAGGCUGGGGUGGGUUCUAGACACCUAUCUGACCUCUCCCGACAUUCGUGCUAUCUCUCUUUCUCUCUCUUGCAUCUCUAUAUAUUUCAUUUUUCAACAACACUUCAUCAGAUUUGAUCACCACCUCUUUAUGAUCUGAACUUUUACCAAACUCCAUUUAAGUUAACCCUUUUCACUUUUGAUCUACUCUACACCUUAAGGCCUUCAUUUCUCCCUCCCAUGCUGCAUUAACACCCAACCAUUUGCACUCUUUUCGAGCAUACAAACAAUAUAUUGUAGUACCGUCUUUUUUCUUUCAUAAACUUCAUUAUUAUACUUUCUUCUUUUCUCUACAGAAAAAAAUAAGUUUCUGAUACAAUGAACAGCUUUGACCCCCAAAGACAAGACUUGUUGAAACAGAGAUGGCAAGAGAGAAGACAGAUCACGGGCGCAGCUUCAACUUCCUCUUCUUUGGCUUUCUAUGUCGGUAACACCAGCACCACCACCAAUUCUGACAACAAAUUCCAAGGCUUUCCUGGGCUUGAGGACGAUGAUCUUGUCUCCACCGUGGUUCCCGCUGUAACAGUUGUGCUAGAGGGUCGUUCCAUCUGCCAGCGCAUCAGCCUCCAUAGCCAUGGUAGCUACCAAAGUCUGGCCAAAGCCCUACGCGAAAUGUUUGUGGAAAACGCUGAAGACAGUGAUGAUUUUGACCUUUCGAAUGUCAUUCCUGGCUACCUUAUUGCCUAUGAAGACAUGGAGAACGAUCUUCUUCUAGUCGGUGACCUUAGCUGGAAGGAUUUUGUACGUGUGGCAAAGAGAAUUCGUAUAAUUCCAACCAAGACUAACUCAAGAAAAGGUUCAACAGGAGCAUAAGCGAUGAUAACCUGCGACUAUGGUAUAGGGGGAUGUUUUGAGCAUGUAUAGGAAAAAAACAUGGAAACUAAUGAAAUAAAUUGGACUUCAAGUAGAAAAUGUGUUUUAAGAUCAGGAACGUGUGAUAAUGUCAGCAAGAAAUGCUGGUUACUGGCUAAUAGUCCAACUAGAAGUACAUGUAAAGUCUUUGUGUUCUUGUACGAAUAAAAGCCCCUGUUAGCAAUUCAUGGUAUCAUGGACUAAAACUACUCUUCAUUCU